Carassius auratus (goldfish) is the source of this 4129-nucleotide messenger RNA. Its product is annotated as arfaptin-2-like. The record is from RefSeq and is a predicted model, not a curated record. The coding region runs from base 266 to 1420 and encodes 384 amino acids. NCBI's taxonomy places the organism in Eukaryota, Metazoa, Chordata, Actinopteri, Cypriniformes, Cyprinidae. Gene Ontology annotation, molecular function: phospholipid binding; protein domain specific binding. The transcript has 10 exons. Gene Ontology annotation, biological process: intracellular protein transport; regulation of Arp2/3 complex-mediated actin nucleation. Gene Ontology annotation, cellular component: trans-Golgi network membrane.
AAGGUCGUCGUCUGUCGUCAGAUCCGCAAAGCAUUUCGGGCUACUGGAGGCUGAUUCGCCCAACAAUACAAACAACAAGCCGCUGGACAUAUAGUGGAAUCCGCUGCACAUGCAUUGACAUAAAUUCACCCCCCAUGAAUGCAUGCUUAUUUCCUCACUCUUUGGGAAGUGGCAGUAUAUAAUCGCGAAUGAACUGGGAUAAAAUAUCCAUCGCGCGCGACAAAUAGCUAAUCCUAAAAUAGGAAAUACACAGUAACACUCCAGUAUGGCGGACAGUAUGAUGAGUAAAGCAGCCACUAUGGAGAUUCCUUUUAACAGUAAUGGGGACUCUAGGAAUCUAGCAGAAGAUGACAGCCUGGAGCAGGCUGCAAAGAGUCAGUGGCGCUUAAGAGAGAAGGUAGGGAGUCCCGCAGGCCUCAGGGACUUACAGCAGGUCAUGGUGUCCGGACCCAAUCUUAAUGAGACCAGCAUCGUAUCAGGUGGUUAUGGAGGUACAACAGAAGGCAUCAUUCCGACAAGCUCCAUCAAAGGCCCUGCAGUCCGUCUUAACAUUGACUUUUUGGGCAACAGACGCAUUCCAAAUGAAGGGCAAGGGUCCAACAUGCAUCACUCCAGUAGCAAUUCCUCCACGACAGCAGAAGAGGCCACAAGAGGCAUUGCUGUGGAGAAGUUUGACAUCAUGAAGAAAUGGGGUCUGAGCACGUACAAGUGCACCAAACAGAUGAUCUCUGAGAGGUUUGGCCGUGGCUCACGUACUGUGGAUUUGGAGCUGGAGGCUCAGAUUGAGGUUCUGCGGGAAACCAAACGGAAGUACGAGAAUGUGCUGCGUUUAGCGCGAGCGCUAACCAACCACUUUUACAGCAUGGUGCAGACCCAGCACGCCCUUGGAGACACUUUUGCCGACCUCAGUCAGAAGUCUCCAGAACUUCGGGAUGAGUUCGGAUACAAUGCUGAAACACAGAAGUUGCUGUGCAAGAAUGGAGAGACUCUGCUCGGUGCCAUCAACUACUUUGUGUCCAGCAUCAACACGCUGGUGAACAAAACAAUGGAAGACACAUUGAUGACUAUCAAGAUGUACGAGAAUGCCAGGCUAGAGUUCGAUGCACACAGGGCAGAUCUGGAAGAGUUGAACAUGGGCCCACGGGAUGCUGUUACUAUGGCUCGUAUCGAGGCUGCUCAGCAGCAGUACCAGAUCCACAAGGAAAAAUAUGAACGUCUCCGCAGUGAUGUCAGCAUCAAGCUCAAGUUCCUGGAAGAAAACAGGGUCAAAGUGAUGCACAAGCAACUUCUCCUGUUCCAUAAUGCUAUCUCUGCCUACUUUGCUGGAAACCAGCAACAGCUGGAACAGACCCUCAAGGAGUUCAACAUUAAACUCAAACCACCAGGGGCCGACAAACCCUCUUGGCUGGAGGAACAGUGAAAGUGCCCGUUUACCCCUGGUUUCCUGUUAUGUCUUUAUCCACACAGAACAACACAGUUAGGACCACAAGAGACCAGCGUUCUGAGAUGCUAGCAGAGACAGGGGCUUCAACAGGGCCUCCUUCACACUAACUCGCUCUAUACUUCUCUUCCUUGAUUCUUCUUUUCCUCCUCCUCAUCCUGUUCUUGCUCUGAGACUGUUUUCAAGUGUCUGAAUAGUCACAUGUAGUAUGUAACUGGUCCCAAAGGUUCCAAUCAAAUGUCAGUUUAAGCUUCAUCCCUAUAAAAUCCUUCUGAUGUGUCAUGCAAAACAGCUGUUCUUUCCAGAUUAUUCUCAGUCUUACUCGCACGUUCUCUCUCUCUCUCUCACUCUCUGUGAGUGACCACAUCUUGAGGAAAUGUUCCUUUUGUUUUUCUGUGAAAAGCUUUUUAUUUUGCUACUACUAUCUUUUUUCUGUAUUGUAGAUUUGGUCUUGUAGCUAAUGGGGGGGUCCAGAUUAUUCCUGUCACAGAGUGUUGGUGGUUCUAACAAAAAGUCAUUUUAUUUUGAAAAAAAAAAAAAAACAGAUAUAGUUUUAUCUGAUAUUGGUAUUGAAUAAGGAUGUAAAUUUGUGUUUACUAUUCCAUGAAAGUAUGGUUUAGUCAAUCCUUCCAGGUGUCUUUCUUUGAAAUAUUUUGAAUUAAUGAAAUAUUGCAUUUAAUGUCUUAAAAUGAGGUACUCAUUUUAAGUUAUUUAAUCUCAAAUUAAUAAUACUGAAACGUGAUAUGGACUGAAUUUCAUCUGAUGUGGGUGUAUAGUUUCCUGCCCGUUUAACAAAGCCCAGCAAGAUAAAUCUAAAAAUCAGUUUCUUUACCGUUUUGAAUUUCUGAAGCAUGAUUUUUUUUAUUGUUUAUUUUGACAAUUAUAGUUUGUAGUAUUAUGUACCAGUGCAUAAUGCUCCAGAAAGUUAAUAGGUUUAUUUUUAAGUUAAAAAUAAGUUAAUCAAGGAAGUGUAUGUAUGAGUUGUUUUUGAUUGUUUUAAAACAGGCCAGUUACUAAGUCCCACCUUUAUCUGCCUCUUUAUCUACCAAAAUUUGCACUAAUAUUUAUGUUCUGACUUGUGUUCUGUUAACGUAUAUAUUCUUUCAUUGUUCAUUCAAAUUGCAAUUGGUUCUGAUGCACCCUGUGCUUAAUUACUUUAUCUGCCUCGGCAAAAAAAAAAAAAAAAAAAAAAUUCCCCCAAUGAAAGAUUUAUAUUAAUAUCACAGUAAUUGUUUUUUCUUUCUGUGCCUUUAUUUGUGAUAAGAUGGUAUCAUCAGAUGAGUUUUAUUUCUUUUUCACUACAUAAUUUUUCACAGAAAAUAUCUACAUAAUGCUCACUGAUAACCUUUAUUUUUAUUUUUAUAAAUUACUUUUUUUUUUUAUUUCUUCAGUGAGUUCAAAACACACUUUGAAAUAUGCUUUUGCUGUCUUAACACAUUUGAUGCAGUGAUAAUGGGGUUAAAGCGCAGACUGUCAGAUUAUGGUUUAUGUCAGUCUGGUUUAUUUUGGUAACACUUUACAAUGAGGUUCAUUAGGUAACAUUAACAAAUUACAUUACAAUAAAAUUACAUUAACAAGAAUUAAUAAAUUGUGUAGUAAGUGUAUUGUUUAUUGUUUGUUCAAGUACGUUUAUACAUUAACUACAUGUUAACAAAUGCACCUUAUUGUAAAGUGUUAUCUUAAUUUUUUGAUUUCAUUAUGUAAGCCUGAAAUAACAACUAUGAUCUAAUGUUCAGUACUUUUGAACAUUGCACUAACUCUUUCUAAGCUUGAGACAAAGCAAUACUCCAGAAGAUGUUUCUAGAAAGUAUAUUUCAUGCCUGUAUUGUCUGUCCCUUGUGUGUUUCUGCAUGGCAGGUCUGAUAACAUUAGUUGUACAUUUCCAUGCAUUGUGAUUCAAUCCUUUUCAGUGUAUCAGUAAAACACUACCGGGGUACUACUGCAGGAAAAUGUUUCUAGAAAAAACAAAAGAGAAAGGGUUCUUCUGAAUGUUAAAGGAUGCUUGAAAUUUAGAUUGAAUGUCAACUAAAGAAGACUGUACAAUGUCUAUUUUCUUUACUUUUUUUUAAUACAAAGUAUUGUGUUUUAUGUCCUGGCACAUUUGUCAACAUGUUGAGAUGGUAGGGUGUGUGUUCUUUCAUCUUGAGAGAUGGAGAAAGGGUUACAUCUUGAGCCCCAGAGACUGAACUGAUUCAUGAAGUGAUUGACAUUUGUACCUGACCAAUGGGAUUUUAACUUUAGACCCUUCUGAACACACACAAAUACAUAUAUGUGUGUGUGUGUGUGUGUGUUUAUUUAUCCCCCCAGUAGAUUUUUUUUAUUUUUUUAUAUCAAAUGCAUCUAUUAAGUUUUUUUUGUCGUUUUUUUCUCUGAUUUUUUUUCUUGCUAUUAUUAUUUUGAUUGCUGUCAACAGAAAUGUUUGGCGUUUAAAUGCUUACUCCAUUAAUAGGCCUAGUUUUAGAGCAUAGCAGAAUGAAAGGGUUAUAAUAAUGAACUUAUUUAUGUACAAUCAAUAUUUAAGGCUGCUUUGUGGUAUUGUAGUGUAUAAAUGAUUGUAUAUAUGUAAAGAUAAGACAGAUUUUGAAACUGGAAACCCAUGAUGUUAGACUUUGCUCCUGGCUUUGACCAAAUGUUUGACCAACAAACGUACAAGAACCCACCAGAUAAAAUUUGAAAGGUUUGCAAAAA